AGCCCCCACCGAUAUCCCCUCCUCCACUCCACUCGCUCCCUCCCCUUCUCGCGGCAAAAACCUCCGAGGCAGAUAAGGCGACCCCUCGACCACCGUCACACCGCCGCCGGCCAUGGUCGGCGUCGCCGCAGGCUUCGCCUUCGCGCCGUCCGUGUCCCGCGUCGCUUACAGGACCGGCGCCGUCCCGCACACUUCUGCGCCCUCUUCGUCGGCGCGGUUCCCGGCCAGACCGUGGGCGCGUGCGCGGCUCGUCGUGGUCGCGCGGUACUCAUCCUCGUACGAGAGCGACCAGGAGGAGGAGGAUGAGGAGGGGUUCGGCGGUGGCGGCGGGCGGUGGGGGAGGAGGGACCGCGGGCCCGACACAGACUACGACCCCACCCUCGACAUCGAACGAAUCGAGUCCUCAACUAUAAGGCUGUUGGAUGAACAGAAAAGAAUGGUUGGUGUGGUAUCUGUAAAUGAGGCGGUUCAAAUUGCAGAUGACAAUGAUCUUAUACUGGCAAUAUUAUCACUAGAUGGAGACCCUCCAGUACUUCGACUCUUUAAAGAGAAAGAUUACAAAAAACACAAGUAUGAACAACAGAAGAAGAAGAAAAUUCAGCAGAAAAGAUCUGUUGCAAAACGCAUGGGCUUGAAGGAAUUGAAAAUGGGGUACAACAUUGAUAUUCAUGAUUACAGUGUGAGGCUUAAAGCUUCAAGAAAGUUUCUUAAAGCUGGCGACAAGGUUAAGAUAAUGGUAAACUUGAAAGGACGGGAAAACUUAUAUAAAAAAGAAGCUAUUGAACUUAUUAGAAGAUUCCAAAAUGAUGUUGGUGAGCUAGCGACAGAAGGAAGUAAAAAUUUCGCAGAGAGGAAUAUAUAUGUGGUUCUUGUUCCCAAUAAGGUAGCUAUACAGAAAGAACAGGAUGAGUUGAACAAAAAGGAUACUGUGAAAGAAGAGAAAUACCAAACAGAGGAUCAAUCAGGCGGUGAUGAACCUCUGACAGAACAACUGGAGGAAAGUAAGGAACCUGAGGCAGAAGUCUCAGCAAAUGUUUGAUUAAACUGUAAAGGCUCAGGGUGUCUUCUCUGAUUUAACAAGGUACCAUUUCUGUAUUUGCUGUUCUUGUUAAUACAGGCUAGUGCUGUUGUACACAGCUAUAUCUGUUCACAUCAUCUCCAUAAGCUUUCGGUUAGGUUCCUAGGUGGUUAGACAGAACAAUGGACCUAUGAUGUUCGUAAAGAAAACCGGAACCUGCCAUUUCAGCACUGAAGGAUGAUGAUGCUUGAGCGCUACGAGUUACUUCGCACUGCACUAAUGAAGUUCGUUGUGAAGCGUGCGACCAGAGGAUGAAACAACUACCAGUAACGAUAAGACCCCAAAAAAACAGUAUCGUUUGGCACGGUGUACUUGGCACAUGGCUUUGUUUUCGCCCAGUCGUUGUAGAGAAGAUCAAAUGUAUCUGUGUGACAUUUACUUACUACUUCAAAAUUUAGACCUUUGCCUGUAAGAGCCUAGGAGAGUGUUGUCCAGAUUUCUCUGUAUAAAGGUGAUAAUUUUAACCGA
This is a messenger RNA of Phragmites australis (common reed), 1546 nucleotides long. RefSeq names its product translation initiation factor IF3-4, chloroplastic-like. The transcript is spliced from 10 exons. Gene Ontology annotation, molecular function: translation initiation factor activity; ribosome binding. Gene Ontology annotation, biological process: ribosome disassembly; translational initiation. Bases 113 to 1039 code for a protein of 308 amino acids. The record is from RefSeq and is a predicted model, not a curated record. Lineage: Eukaryota; Viridiplantae; Streptophyta; Magnoliopsida; Poales; Poaceae.